Molecule: messenger RNA, 1878 nt
Organism: Priceomyces carsonii
Lineage: Eukaryota; Fungi; Ascomycota; Pichiomycetes; Serinales; Debaryomycetaceae
Exons: 1
Coding region: 1-1878 (625 amino acids)
Source: RefSeq, a predicted model, not a curated record
AUGAUUAAUUCUUUAGAUGCAAACUUAUUGUUCCCUCAGAUUUCUCUUGAAGGGCUGCCGCUUGAGAAUUCUUAUGAGAACAUAGAGUAUGCUAUGGGACAAAUAUAUCUGAAGCAAUCACAAACAUGGGGACAGCACGGCACAAGGGAAAGGGAGAACACAUCAUCAUCCUUCUUUUUAUCGCCCAUUACGUCGAUAGAUUCGACCUAUCAGAACACCAUUACUCCACUGAUCGAUGAGCAGUUAGAAAUUAAAGAACAUUUUUCACCACUUUUGUCAUUACCAAUUGAGAUAUUAUACCAGAUUAUUGAGACUGUUUAUUACGACGAUAAUACUAACUCCAUCAACUCUAAUUUGGACAGUUUCUCAAACACUUUGCCCUUGUUAUCGAAAACUUUAAAUCAGUUGUCAUUACGUUUUUUAUACAAGUAUGCCAUCUUCAAUCGGCCACAGGCGUUUGACAAGUUCUUGAGAGUAUUACUUGAUUCGCAUGGAUUAGGAGAUUAUGUGGAGUUUAUCGAUUUCCAAACUUUUACGUCUAUAGGUUUGGGGAGAACAGGGAGAAUGAACCAGGAGAUUCAAAUGGUCACUUCAAAAACAAUCAGGCAAACAUUAGAACUCACCCCCAAUUUAAUCGAAUUUUUAGCCAGUGAAAACAUCCAGGAUGAUUUAGAUUGCAGUGUUUUAGAUGCUUUGUUUAACGGUCUACCCAAGAUUCAAGCACUUGAUUUCUGUGGAGCUAGCAGUGUUAGUUUCGCAGAAGCUUUCCAACAAUUAGUCAUAUAUGAUCCACAUGAAGAAAUAGCUGAGGAUGGGACCAUAAUUUACAAACACAGUUUAGACAACUUAUUUAAAGUCUCGUUUCACGAUUGUUCUAAUUUAGCACCAGAAGUAUUCAUCAAGAUGUUUCCUCAUUUUGUUCGCUUGAGAAGGUUAGAUUUGAAUCAUACUUCGGUGACCUCGUCUCUUUUGAACUCGUAUAUCCCGGUAACAGCAAGAUUUACUCACUUGUCUCUUGCGAGAUGCUCGAAGCUUACAACCAAAGAUUUGAUUCAUUUUUUAGUCAACCACCCAGCCGUUUCGAAUGAUACGCUUGAAUGGUUGAAUCUCCAAAUUGAUCUAAAUGUGGUAAGUCCUCUCAACGAUGUAUAUUUGCUAUAUACCUUGAGACAUAUGAAGGCAUCUAAUCUAAAAUACUUGAACAUAGGUGGUAUGCCUAUUGACAACCGCAUCCUUAAAGUCAUAAAACAGAAAUUCACUAAACUCGAAAGUCUUUCGAUUGGGCAUGCGUCAAUAGAUGUAAAUGACAUUAAUGCGUUCUUGGAAAAUAAUUCAACUAUCAAAUUUAUUGACAUAAGCGGUAUCAAAAGUUUUUCAAGAUGGUCAUUAAGUAACCUUCUCAAGGCAAAUUUUGAUUCAUCUUUGGAAGCGGUCGAAUUUGACUAUAAAACUGUAUGGGAGCUCACUGGUGGAGAAUCCAUUAAGGUUUUACCGCUUCAACAAUCAUUUACAGAACCGGUUGUUGAACCUCAAGUUUGGAAAUUUUACGAUAACGAAGGCAGGAGAGCGUGGCUUUAUAAGUUGUCUCUGUUUGAUCCAGAGUAUAAGGCGAUCGUUAAUUCAGUUAGGGGUCUGAGGAUAGUCAACACCAAUUUGACUUACUAUGAUUUAGAAACUGGAAGGAAAAUUCAAACUAAAGUUACUCAGCCCAAAUUUCUCAAGUACGCUUCUAAAAAGAUUAACUGCUCGAUAGGUUACUUCAAUUUAAACCAGUGCAAAAAGAAGCGAUAUUUAAAGAAUGAACUCAAAGAGGAUACCUGGCCGGUUGCAUUUAGUCAGAGAGGAAUCUACAAUUACUAUUCGUUGAAUGUGAGAUAG